AUGGACUCUGGCAACUCCAACCAUGGCUCCCCUUCCAAACGCCAGAAGCUCACCCCUCGAGCUCACGAACUGGGGGUAAUGCGCAUGUCCACCGACAACGGGUCUGCAUCCUUCCUAGGCUCAUCAAGCGGGAUUCAUUUCAUUCGCGUUGUCUAUAAUGCCUUCGCCCGCCGGUCGGCCCUUCUGAAUCGGCCCAAGCAGCCAUCAAAAGAUACCCAAGUGCCAGGCGAAGAUGACCAGCUGCACCAUCAACACCACCAAUAUCAUCCGGACCUGUGGCUGCCUCAUGAACUUAAACCCCAGGCACUCGCAACUUUAUGUUCUUUUGAUAGUCUAGUGCAAUGGACCCGAGGCUACUUCCACAAUUGGCACCCAAUGUUUCCCUUCUGUUCUGGCCCAGGAUUCCUCAUAAUCCUAGAGCACAUCAGCCGCGAUGGGUACAGCAGUCUCUCUGCAGCAGAUGGCAUCCUUGUCCGCUCAAUCAUUUCAAUUUCCUUGAUGGAUCGUCGCCAGGACAGUUCUCCUUGUUCUCAAAUCCUGGUUCCCUCGGCAUUGGUCUUUCGUUCUGUCCACCAGGCUAUGGAGAGUUUGCAUGCUCUCUUUUGCGAGCCACCAACUAUUCCAAUUCUUCAGGCAGCUUUCAGCAUCCAGCUUUUUCUUACCUCUCUUCUCCGUCUCAAUGCCGCCUCGCGCGUCGGCGGUGCCAUUAUCCGAACGGCCUUCCACCUUGGUCUACACAGGUGUCCUGUGCGCUUUUCAGGUUUCAGUUCGGAAGAGGCCGCUACUCGCCGUCGGCUAUUCUGGUCUAUCUACUGUCUUGAGCGAUACCUCUCUCAGGCGCUGGGUAUCCCCCUGGGGAUUCGCGAUGACGAUAUCGACGUGUGUUAUCCUAACGCGGAGAUGCACGGUCCGGCGGCAGAAGAAGAUCACAGACUUCGCUUGCUGGGCCACCUCGCUAGAUUCGCCCGGGUCCGUGGACGCAUCAUUGAAUUACGCAACAAGUCUAUCCUCCACAGAGAGGAGCUCAUUGAUGCGACUCAAGUUCACGGUGAGCUAACGCAGUGGUGGAAUGAAGUCUACGACGACGUCUACCCAGUCGAGCCCGACGAGGGCAAUGCACACUCCACGUCCAUGAUUGCACCAUUCCACAGCCUUCUCCUUACAAUUCUCCGUCAUGAAGCCAUCAUCGCCAUGAAUCGCCCGCUGCUGGCAGCCGAGGCGUCUUCCCCUGAAUAUCGCACCGCAUUACAAAUAUGCAUCGAGUCAUCACGAUCACUAUUAACCUCACUACGACAAUAUCUCUCCGGCCCGUCCGGAUCCUCGAUUCCGCUCAUAUGGCCGUCCUUCACCUGGGCCGUCUGGAUGAGCUGCCUAAUCCUAAUUUACGCCGCUUGGGAAAGCGAAUUUCCCGCAUCUUUAGCAUCGAGAUACGCCAAGAACGGCCUCUCCAUCCUCGAAAAUCUCGCUCGCCGCGGAAACACCUGGCCGCAAACACCAAAGACAAGGAGUCAGCCACCACAACCUCCGAAGCCAUCGACUCUGGCAUUCCAUUCGGAACACCCCAACACCUCCACCUACAACAACAACAACCACCCCAUCCAACUCCAGCACCCGAAGACACACUUCUACAAAGUGCAACCCCCCUACCAACCGCCAUCACAGGCAACCAAUGGAGCAACUCAUCCCUCAUUUUCGGAAACCAAGCAAUGA
This is a messenger RNA of Aspergillus calidoustus, 1710 nucleotides long. Lineage: Eukaryota; Fungi; Ascomycota; Eurotiomycetes; Eurotiales; Aspergillaceae. The record is from the annotation of a GenBank genome assembly.